UUAACUGUGAAAAAGCAACGGAAACCAAUUUUUAAUGUGUCAAGUCAGAAUAGCUUAUUGCUGCUACGUCAGAUCGCUGAACGGCUCGAGCAGGAACUACAAGGUUAUGCAAAUGAGUUCUGAACGCUUCUAUACCAGGGGUAAUCAAAAGACCAUUCACAACUUUAAUAAACUUUAACGUUUAGGUGUACCGUACGGUGUUAAGUGCUUAUCUGUCGUUUCCCUAUUCUUUACUUAUCUUUCGACGUCGCAAUCGCUAAUUGCUAAUUACUGUGGUAGUCGAGUGAUAAAGAGUCGUGUGGCAGCUGAGUGCGCGAGCGAGUUUCGAAGGAGCGACAGCAGCAACGAUGGCGUCCCAGCAAGAAGAAACCCUGCUCUCGCGCUGCGAGAUCCCCAUCAUCGACCUGGCGCAUAUAGGCACAGAUGUGUGUCCCAUGAAAUCAGUGGUGCGGCGCAUUGGUCAGCAGUUGUUCGCAGCUCUGAGCACGAAGGGUCUGGCUAUGCUGGUCAACCACGGCAUCGCUGACGGAAAGUUGAAAGCUGUGUAUGCUGACCUGGACAACUUCUGUGCUUUGCCGGAGGGUUGUCAAGCGCAGUACCUCAAAAACCCUGACAGCAACCACGGUUACCUACGUCCGGGCAUGGAGCCGUUCGAUACCACUAUGAAGGAGCUGCGUCAUUGCUUCAACAUCACAACGCUGUCGCCAGCCGCCAUGCCAGCGCAGGAGGAGGUUCCAGAGUUCACUCAGCACGCCUUUCCACUGGCCCAUGAUCUCACCAAUCUGUCCAGAGUGCUUCUGCAAGCUCUUGCCUAUGCCUUCGGUCUACCGCCCUCUGCUAUGUUAGCCUCCCAUUCCGGGAUGAUGGAGAGCGACGGGCGCAACCCCUCCGCCAUGCGGAUCCUUUACUACCCUCCAGUGCCUCCUGAAGACGAGGGUCCUUGCUGCCAGAGCGACGCGGUGCACUACACUCGUUGUGGCGCCCAUGCCGACUCUGGCACCUUCACGCUUCUGGCGCAGGACUCUGAAGGAGGUCUGGAGGUGAAACUGAAUGGCAGCGAGAAGUGGCAGGCCGUGGGUCACCUGCCAGGUGCCAUCCUCGUGCAGACGGGACAGCUGCUCGCAGCCUGGACCACCAACAUCCUGCCCGCACUUAUGCACCGCGUAGUGGUGCCUUCUGGGACGUAUGCGCGGGCGCGCGGGCGUCACUGCGUGGCAUUCUUCUGCCACCCGGACAAGGACGCGGCGCUGCCCACGCUGCCGCCGCGUGCCGCGCCGCUGCCCGCGCCGCCCGCCUACACCCCGCACGUGCACCUCACGCUGCACCACCGCCUGCUCAACGCUGCCCACCACAUCCAGAAACGCUUCCGUGAGACGUAUGCGUGACUAGCGCGGGACGGGAAACUCGAGCCCGUAAAGAUGCCACUCGAGCGGCGGCACACCGCGCCUUGAUUGCUACAGUUUAUAGAAAAAAAGUGCAACCGGUAAUACGGAUAUAGGAUUUUGAGAGGUGCUUUGAUUAGUCUAUUUCUAAUGUACUUAUAGCUUUUGAUAUUGUAUAUCAGCCUGAGAAGCUAUGCAAACUGGUUUGAGCCUGAAAUUUAGGACUGAAACCUCUGGAUGAAGCAAAUGGCGUGAGGAUAGAAGGCAAAAGAUUAGGAUUAUAUUUAUAUAGUUCGAACUUUAUUACUUUCAAUAAGAAUCAAAGAUUUGAACUAGGAAGGGGUGGAAAAUUGUAGCAAUCAUAGCCGUACUUAUCGUAGAAAUGACGUAGCAGUAUGUAAAAACGUAAAAUAAGGCACAAGCGGCCUUUGUAGUUGUUGUUUGGCUUUUUACUACUUAGUAGGUGUAUUUUAUCAGCUUUUGCAUUGAGAUUUGGUCCCAAAACUAGGUUAAACACAAAAGCGACCGGAAUUUUAUAAAAACAUAACAUUUUAAGAUUGUACUUAAUGAAUGUUUAAGUUUUACCACACAUCCAUUGCUAAUUAAUUUAAUUCCGUGAUAAAUACCUAAAAUUGGUACUUUUCGUAUUAAGCCUUUGAGGGGAAAUGACUGAUUCAUAAAAACCAUGUCACUGAGUAUUUAUUUAGUAUGAUUUUUGUUACAUUAUUUUGAGUUCAGGUAUGAAUGAAACCUUUUUGUACAGAUGUACUUAAAAGUAUUCAAAUUACGAAGUACUUAAUAUUUUACUAUAUUUAUGUUUUAAAUGCAAAACACCUACAUCACAAUACAGAUAUACUUAUAAUAUACUAAGAUUUGUAUUUGAGCUUAACAAAUAUGCACCAAAAUUAAAGACAAACGUUGCUAAGCAAAGUUUGUGAUCGUCCGAAUCGGUAUGCUCAAUAUAAUGGGACAUGUUCAAUAUUAGGAUUUACAUACACUAUAAUUGUUCUUGCCUUUUAUGUCAGUUCUAUCGAAAAGACUUGACUUUAUCAUUCCUGCUGUUAUCAGCUUGUGACAUGUAUACACAUAGGUAUUAUUGUUUUACACGUAUUAUUGUUUUUCUAUUUAUAUAUUUUUCAUACAAUAACUUUUGCUUUGGUUAUAUAUAACAGAUAAGCAUUUAUUCUUAUUACUACUUAUUAUUUGUGUUUUUGAAUAUUUUCGAUUGUCAUUUACAGCUACAACGGCUGGUGUUAAUAAUCUAUAGUAAAACAUAAUUAGUUAUUUCUGAGCUUCUCUUCUAAUUAGGUAAAUUUUAAAUUACGACUAAAAUUUUCGUAUUAUGCAAUCUUAUAUUACAUGCAUGCGUGGCGUAUUUUAAAUGUUAAGCAAUUGCAAUUAGCGACGUGAAGUCAUUAUUAAACAGGACGUUUUAAAAAAAUGAUUUCGUAACGCAAAUUGCAUUUAAAAAAAUGACAUAAGAUCAUAAUACUAUAGUAAAAAUCGAAGGACGUUUUAUAUACAAUUGUACUCAGAUAAUCCAAUUUGUAACGUAAGUAUUAUUAUUCUAAUAAAUUAUUUAAUAUAGAAAUAUUGGAAGCGUUUCCGAACGAUCACUGCCAAGAAACCAGUUUUAAUGUUAUUCUAAUGCGAAAUCAUGGCUUAUAACGGACUGUUUAAUCCCAUUAUAUUUACGUUUUUCACCUUGUUUUCUUGUUACCUACUGCAUUUUCUCUAGCCUCCGAAAAUGUACUUUAUCAUUGUAUAAUUAGUUACUAUUUAUUACGCUGUCUUUUUCACGACUACUUAUUUAAUACAUUAAGUAAUUCGUGUGAUAGCAACGAUAGCUCAAUUUAGGAGGUACCCGUACAUAUACGAUUUUUGUGUUCGAACAUCGAAAUCAUAGCUUGAUUAGAUUUUAAUUAAUUAGAAAAUAUGACAGUGUUUUUAUUAUACAAUUAAUUACUUAAAUUCCCAGGAUGAUAUUGUUUUAAUUAGACCUGCAGGAAACGUGACAAAGUUAUACAAUCAACACAACUUGUACACAUGUGUAAAUUAUAAUUAUAAUUACACAUGUUAAGUUUGGUAUUAUAAGACGAGGUAGAUUUUUUUAAUUAUGAAAGAUGCCAAUACACCAAUACUUAUGGAGUAGAUUGGGUACAAAUUUAUUUCAAUACGAUAUGUUUGUAUACAAUUGUGCUUAUACGUUAUAACAUCCAGCGUUCCUGUAUUAUUUCAAUAAAAAUAUAUUUAAGCAAAGAAAGUUCUUUAUUUCAC
Plodia interpunctella (Indianmeal moth) is the source of this 3659-nucleotide messenger RNA. RefSeq lists its product as uncharacterized. The record is from RefSeq and is a predicted model, not a curated record. Bases 348 to 1385 code for a protein of 345 amino acids. Lineage: Eukaryota; Metazoa; Arthropoda; Insecta; Lepidoptera; Pyralidae. The transcript is spliced from 7 exons.